GAUUGGUGGAAAACUUUAGAGACCGAAGGCCGACUGUCAACAAAACUGCACACUUGAGUUUGCAACUUUGCACAAGACACCGAGAGCGUGGUGGAAAUUAAAGGGGCUUUAAAGGCGGAAGGCGCUUUAGAGUUACCAGUUGCUGGACGGAGCCACUAGGGGGCAAUGUCUAAAAACUGCAACAGUGCCAAUGGCAACAGCUGGACUCUUCUUACCUCAGAGGUAAAGGUGUCUGGAGUUGAGAAUGUGGGUCAGGUAGCUGAAGGUCUUAAUAUGGAGGAGCAGCUCUCAAAAGCACCUGAGCCCUCACCGGAGGCCUACGGUGACCUAGAGAAGCACUCCUCUGAAGCAUCUGCUCACCAGCCGACAGAGACAUCCACGCAGUUGCAGUCUGACCCAGCUCUCACCCAUGGGUCAGAGCCUCCAGAGCUAUCUCAGGUAACCUCUCCAGAGACCAGUGAGGGUCGGGCCCAGCUGAAUGCAGCACAUGUUAGUGCCACUGUUGAGGACGUCAGCUCCUGGACCCCUGACCAUGAGGAUCAAGGCCUGUCAGAGAGCCCAGUUUCUCCCAGCGCUGAUGUCGAAUCAUUCUCUGACUCAUACGCUCACAUAAGUCCUACCUCUGGAUCAAGUCCACUUCCUGCUUCAGUUUGUCAGGAAAGAGACCGGUUUAAAUCGGAUGAGGAUUCUCUGAGAAAAACCAUAACUGAAGAUUCUAAAGACAUGUUGGAAACAACCGGGAAGGAGGGGGAUGCUUUACGAAAGAGAAAAAUCUCCCACUUGGGCUCCUUGGACAAGACAGAGGCAGAAGAUGAUGAAGAGGGGGAGGAGGAAGAUUUUCAACCACCUCAUAGAGAACAUGAAACAGUCUUUUCUUUGAACAAGUGCAUCCUUGCAGCUGUCAUUCUUCUAGGGCUAGGGACCAUUUUCUUCUCUGGUAUACUCAUGGACCCGGAUGGUGAAUCAGACAUAGAUGUUUGUGAGUUGAAGGAACCAACAAAUCAGGAGUGGCUGAAUCCUGGGGUCUCCAAAGACAUGCCUGUCGGUCUUCAGCCUCCAGAUAUUUUAAACAAACAUGCAAAAGAAGAUCAUCAAAUAUUGGUACUACAGGCACAGCUUCAGCAACAUCAAGGUGAACUGAAAGAAGCGCUGUUUCGGGCAGAGGAGGGAGAGAAAGAGCGUGUGAGGAGAGAAGAGCUGGAGAAGGAGUACGAGAGGAUAAAAGGAGAACUAGAUAGAGUACCUGCUCUUCAGAAGGAGCUGGAGCAAGAGAACGAGAGAAUGAAAGAAGAAAGUGCGAGAGCAAAGAAAGAGCUGGAGGCCAUGCCAUUACUACAGAGAGAACUAGAGCAUCUGAAAGCUAAAGUUUCACAGCUCACACAGAGCACAGGAAGAGUAGAAUCUGUGCAUCCCAUUGCAGCCUCUCGGAUGCCCUCUGCUGGAGACAAAAGGGAUGUACCACCGAUUGAAAGACAAGACAUGAAGCCCAGGAAGACUUAUGGCAAAAAGAGUGAGGAGAAGGAACAAAGAAAGAGAGACAAAGAAUGGAAAAAGAAGAAAAGUGAAAAAAAGGAAGAUGACAAAGAAAGGAGGGAGAAAGUGACUGAGGGAGAACAUGCUGAGGAACAGAGGGAGUGGAAAAAAGAUAAAAGCCACCAAGAGGCAGGUAAAGCAGGGAAGAGAAAAGAGUGGAAAAAGGACAAAGAACGAGAUGAUGGUAAAAUGGGGAAAGAAAGUAAAGACAAGAAAGACUUUAAUGAGUGGGAGGGAAAAAAAGAAUCGAAGGAAGAUAAAAAGUGGAAGAAAGACAAACAUGUAGGACAGGAUGAGAAGAUGGGAGACAAAAAGGACUGGAAAGAUACUGGGAACAAGAAAGUGAAAGAGGAAAAAGAAUGGAAGCAGAGAGGGGAGCGGAAAGAGGACAAAGACUGGAAAAGUGAUAAACGGAGUGGUGGGAAUGACCAUAAAGAAUGGAAAGGUGAAAAGGAGUGGAGAAAGGAAAAGAGUGAUGGAAAGCACAGCGAUAAAACAGAGAAAAAAUGGAAAGGAGACCAAGAAUUUCCAAAAGGGUAUGAUGAAAAAGAAAUGGAGGAAAAGCGUUGGAGAGGGAAACAAAGAGAGUCAAGAGAUGGAAUAAAGGAGGAGAAAAAAAAGAAGGCUUACUACCAUAAAAAUGAGGGGAAAAAUAGCCCCAAUGAAAAGGAAAAACAACAUAAGGAGAGACAUGGGGACAGACCACCAGACGAGACCUCCUCCCAUCACCAUAACGACCACGAGAACUACUGGACCAAACAAAGAGAGCGCAUUCAGCACUAUACUGAGCAGCGGGAGACCUGCAGCGGUGUGGCAGACUGCGCUCGAGUCGAGGGACUCUCUCCCGUCAGCCUGCGGGACUUCGAAGACCUUCUCCAGUCCUAUCUGAACAAGCUCCAGGAUCAGGACCAGACCUCCAGCAAAGAAGAGCUCCGAAAGCUGGUGAAGGAGUUCUUCACGGAUGGAGUGUUCGCUCAUGAUCAGAUGCCGUUCAGGGAGUUUGUGGAAGAUGUGGAAGACAUUUUAGAGGACAUGGCUGAAGGAGAAGAAAGCGACAGCGAGGGAGAGGAGAGCGAGGAAGAUGAAGAUGAUGAGAUGGAAGAAUUUGAAAGGGAGGCAAUGGAGAAGUUUGCACUUCCAGAAGAAGUGAAGAAGGUUGAGAGGAAGGGUGAGCAGAAAAAAGACCGUGGAAGAGUGAAAAGUUGAAGGAUCCUCAUGGCGAUUUAGAGGUUUCAAAAAAAAAAAGGUACAUCUGGAAACAGUCAGGCCUGAUUUUUAAAGAGCGUAUUCAUUUUGAACAACAUGGCUUUGCUUUUUCUUUUCAUAGAUAAAGUAUAACUGUAAAACCUCAUUGAUGGUUUCCUUCUUAUAAUAGCUGUUUUUGCUCAUUUUUCAUCCAUAUUUGAGAAUCUUAUACACCAUUAAAAAAAACUCUUUGAGAGUCACCUGCUCUGUCAGUUAAAGAUCUGGAGUUGGAUUCAUGAAACGUUCUUAAGAAUAAAAUAAAAAAUAAAAAAACUCUUAUUUCCUUUUCUAAGAAUAUUGUGAUUCGUGGCAAGAAUUCUUAAUUUUUUGUUUUAAGUACUUUCUUUAAAAAACCUGACAAAGAAUUAACAUUUUUGAAAAAUGUUCAAAAUCAUUCUAAAUGACCUUUUAGACAGACUGCAUAGAUGAUUAAUAAAUUAAUUGGACCAUUAUGAUGUUAAAAUAUGUGUUACAACAUUAUAAUACUAGCUAAAUAUAAUGCAUAUUAAUACUAGUUAUUAUAGUCUAGCGUACUUGUAGGUUUGUUCCAGAUAGAAAUACUGUUGGUUAUCAAUGGAGGAAGGGACAGAAAACCCUCUUAGAGAUGACAUAAGGUGCCUGUUAUUAGACAAAAAAAAGUUAGUAGAUGAAUACAUUUACUGUUAAGAUUACCAUGUAUUAAAUGAAUUGCUGUAAUAGAAGACAAAUUUAACCUCAGUAGGUUAGAAUACGAUCAGCAAGUCAAAUUAUUUUGUCAUUAUUAUUUUAUUCUUAAAAAAAAUUUAUUUCUAAAAAGGAAAUGUGUUCUUAAGAUAAUAUUUAAUUUUGUAUUAUUGUUAUUUAAAAUAAUUUCACUUAAACUUCUUAUUUAUCCUCAGAAUGUUCUUAAUUUUUUUUUUCUUAAGAAGAUGUACAUGAAUCUGGCACCACAGAUACAUGCUGACAGAACAAUGUCAAGAACCGCAGGAAACUGAUCUACUGUUACAACAUCAGUUUAUGCACAUCCCACACAAAAGUAAUUUUUGUGUGGGAAUAUUCCUCAGAAGAAUGUAGUUAAGUGUUGAGUGUGAGAGUUACAGACUAAGUCAUUUGUAACAAUAUUAUUUUGUCUUUCCUUUAAAGUAGUCAUGUAACUAUGUGCAUUUUAAUAACAUACUUAUCUUAUACACUGUACAGAUAUUGAAUAAAAUGUUGUAGGUUUAUUAAUGUUGUUAAAUAAUUGUUUGUCUUUAGGUUAAGGUUAGGACUCCUGACGCAAUGUUAUUGGUUUGUUUGAGAAUUUCACUUAUAACAUUUUAUGGAGGAUAUAAUUAGUAAAUAACAUGACCACUAAAUUGUAACUAAAAGUGCUACACUGAUGAUGUAAUAAAGUAAUUUGCUUUGUUGUUGUUGAUUGUUAAUCGCUGACAUUCAUAUGGUUGUGGGUGAUGCACAUACUAUGAAACUUUUCACAGAAUAAACAGAUGAUGUGUUGCUUUACUUCUUUGCUCUAAGAUUUGUACAUUUAUGGGAAAGUUUUUUUAGGUAAUCUGUGACUGCAAUGCAAUUCACAGCUGGUAAAACUAUCUCUUCAUCACAACAUCACUUGUGGUUCCUGAGUAGAAAGAAACUGUAAAAUAAAAAAAAAGUUUUCUCGGUU
Messenger RNA from Cyprinus carpio (common carp), 4417 nucleotides. RefSeq lists its product as uncharacterized. The record is from RefSeq and is a predicted model, not a curated record. Lineage: Eukaryota; Metazoa; Chordata; Actinopteri; Cypriniformes; Cyprinidae.